AUGGCAGAUAACCAUCACGUCAAAACUGCCCAAAAGCUUGCCGACCAGGCAAUCCAGGAUAAGCUUGGCCUGGAUGCCUUCCAGGAGGCCAAGCAGGCCACCGAGGAAGAGCAUGCCCAGACGCUCAAGCAAGCCCUGCGGGAGAACCGCAAGGCUGUCAUUUGGUCCAUGGCCAUCUCCAUGUGUAUCAUCAUGGAAGGGUACGAUACCAUUCUGAUUGGUAACUUCUUCGCCUACCCGGAAUUUCAAAAGAAGUUCGGCCACUACUACCCCGAGCUCGGCAAAUGGCAGGUCUCCGGACCCUGGCAGACCGGCCUGACCAUGGCCGCCACCUGCGGUGCCAUCAUCGGCGGUCUCGCCAACGGCUGGUUUGCCUCCCGGCUCGGCUACCGCAAGGUCCUCAUGGCGGCCAUGAUGGCCCUGAACUGCUUCCUCUUUAUCGUCUUCUUCGCCACAGGCCGCGAAAUGCUGCUUGCCGGGCAGGUCCUCUGUGGUCUCUGCUGGGGUGUCUUUGCCACCCUCGCGCCAGCCUAUGCUUCCGAGGUCUGCCCGACCAACCUCAGAGGUUAUAUGACCACUUAUGUCAACCUGUGCUGGGCUAUCGGUCAGCUACUCGCUGCCGGUGUUCUCCGUGGCUGCCUGCACAUUCACGGGGAGAUGGGCUAUCGGAUUCCUUUUGCUCUGCAAUGGAUGUGGCCCACUCCCAUCAUCGUCCUCGCCUGGUUCGCUCCCGAAUCUCCCUGGUUCCUCGUCCGGUCUGAUCGUCUAGAGGAAGCCAAGCACAGCAUCCACAGGCUCAGCGGCGACAAGACCGAGGCCCAAAUCAACGCCCAGCUCGCCAUGAUGCUGCAUACCACCACUGUUGAGUCGCAGGUCAGCAAAGGCGCCACCUACCUGGACUGCUUCCGCGGCGUCAACAUCCGCCGUAGCGAGAUUUGCAUGCUUGCCUUCGUUGGCCAGAUUCUGUCCGGCAGCAGCUUCGCCUACACUCCUACAUACUUCUUCACCUCUGCGGGUAUGGAGUCUGCCCGCGCUUUCGAGAUGGGCCUCGGCGCGAAAGCCUUUGGUUUCAUCGGUACCGUCUGCUCUUGGUUCCUGAUCACCAGAUUCGGCCGUCGCACGCUCUACGUCAGCGGGCUGGGCUGCCUCUUCAUCAUUCUCUUUAUUAUCGGCAUUCUCAACGUCGCGGCCCACGACCGCGCCCUGUGGCCCUCGGGAGCUCUCUGCGUCGUCUGGCUCUUCGUCUACUCACUCACCAUCGGUCCUGUCACCUACAGUAUCAUCUCCGAGACAUCCUCCGUGCGCCUCCGCCCGCUAGCCGUCGUGCUCGCUCGCAACGCCUACCAGGUCGUCAACAUCAUCUCCAUCGUCCUGCAGACCUACAUGAUGAACCCGACAGAGUGGAACCUGCAAGGCAAGACGGGCUUCGUCUGGGGCUCGACCUGUUUCUGCAUGUUCGUCUGGUCGUUCUUCCGCAUGCCCGAGGUCAAGGGCCGCACAUACGAGGAGCUCGACAUCCUGUUCAAGCACAAGGUGCCUGCGCGCAAGUUCGCCUCGACCGAGGUGGACGCAUACGGCGAGCGGUCUGCCGAGCCCGAGGUCAAGGAGGAGCAGGCCACCAAAUAA
Thyridium curvatum is the source of this 1626-nucleotide messenger RNA. RefSeq lists its product as uncharacterized. The coding region runs from base 1 to 1626 and encodes 541 amino acids. The record is from RefSeq and is a predicted model, not a curated record. Gene Ontology annotation, cellular component: membrane. Lineage: Eukaryota; Fungi; Ascomycota; Sordariomycetes; Thyridiales; Thyridiaceae. Gene Ontology annotation, biological process: transmembrane transport; carbohydrate transport. The transcript has 4 exons. Gene Ontology annotation, molecular function: carbohydrate:proton symporter activity.